Messenger RNA from Mesorhabditis belari, 2970 nucleotides. The record is from the annotation of a GenBank genome assembly. NCBI's taxonomy places the organism in Eukaryota, Metazoa, Nematoda, Chromadorea, Rhabditida, Rhabditidae.
AUGGUUACUUCUACAGCUGCAAAUGAAAAGGAGAAUAUCGAGGAACCAAAGGCCAAGAAGCCCCUAAAGGAGGAGAAAAAGGAUGAGAUGACCGAAGAAGACAAGAAACUUGAGGAAGAUUUGGGUAUGCUCAUGCAACGGCUGAGUGAGAAAGACGAGUCGCUGUGGAAACCAUCACUCGAUGCGAUGCGGAACCUUAUUCGUGCCUCAACAACAUCGAUGACAUCCGUUCCAAAACCACUAAAGUUUAUGCGACCCCAUUACGCCAAAAUGAAGGAGCUUCAUGGUGCAAUGCCGGAAGGACCAGUAAAGAAAGAAUGCGCCGACUUGAUAUCCGUGCUUGGUAUGACAUCAGACGAAAAGAGCGACUGCAUUAAAUAUCGCCUGUUUGGAUCACAAGAGCCGAUCGGUUUUGGGUAUGUGCGUCAUUUGGCAAUGGAGCUCUCGGAUUAUUGGAAGUCAUCUGGUGUCGAUACGGAAGAAGCCAAGAAAAGGCGUGUAGAGCUCGAAAAGCUGGCUCACGAAAUCGUGAAGCACCAUAUGAAGCACAACGCAGAGGUCGAGGCUUGUGAUCUUCUCAUCGAAGUUGAGCGCCUCGAUAUGCUCGUGGAAUUCGUUGAGGAAGUGGAUCAUCAACGAGUUUGUCACUACCUCAUCAGUUGCUCGCCUUUGACGCCGGAUCCGGAUAACUCUACGUUGAUUCAAACGGCGAAGACUCUUUACCUGAAAUUCGGAAAGCCUUUGGAAGCGGUGCGAUGUGCAGUGAUGCUCAAUGAUCCAGAGGAAAUCAAACGAAUCGUCGCUUUGACAAAUGACCCAACCUUGAGGCUUCAAAUGGCUAUUAUUCUUGGGCGCCAUCAAAUCUUUUUGGACUUUGAGAAAAUUGAAAGCGGAAACCAACUUGCCGACAUGAAUUCAAACUCGCAUCUCUUCGAAUAUUUUCACUCAUUGGCUCGUGAAUUGGAUAUUAUGGAGCCUAAGACGCCGGAAGGAAUCUACAAAAGUCACCUUGAGCACACUCGUCCAUUUGGCGGAACUUCAACUCAUGAUUCGACUCGAAUGAACAUUGCAGCUGCCUUUGUCAAUGGUUUUGUGAAUUGCGGAUUUGGAGUGGAUAAGAUGAUGGCUGACCAAGAUGAAGCAAGUCGCUGGUUUUACAAAAACAAGGAAUACGGUAUGCUUUCUGCCGCCGCUUCACAAGGUUUAGUUUGGCGAUGGGACAUCGACGCCGGUUUAACUCAAUGUGAUCGUUUCCUUUAUGUCAAUGAAGAUUACAUCAAGUCUGGAACAUUGCUAGCUAUCGGAAUCAUUUCGUCGGGUGUGCAAGACGCGUGUGAUCCAGCCUCCGCGCUUUUGCUUGAUCACAUUCACUCGGACCGGUCUGUAAUGCGAGUUGGAUCAAUUUUGGGACUUGGACUUGCUUAUGCAAACUCAAAGAGAGAAACUGUGGUCAAGAAUGAAGACGGGGGAAUCAUUGUCGAGCUUAAAAAAGUAUUAUCUGACAACAAGCCUUCUGCCACUACCGAGGUCAAGGGAUUGGCCGGUUUAUCUUUGGGAAUGAUUAUGGUCGGAACUGCCGAUCAUGCUACUGCCGCUGAAAUGUUACAAUAUCUAAUGGAGAAGAGUGAUGAUUUGUCGGACCAUAAUAUGAGAAUGGUUGCUCUGGGAAUCGCCUUGAUUUUCUUGGGAACACAAGAGAAAAGUGAAGUUUUUGUUGAAAGCGUUCGCGCGUUGCCAGAACCUUUUGGAUCUAUGGUCGCUACUUUGGUCGAUGUUUGUGCCUACGCAGGAUCCGGAAACGUUUUGAAGAUUCAACAACUUCUUCACAUAUGCUCGGAACAUUAUGAAACGCCUACCGAUUCGAAGAACAAAUCCAAGAAAGGCUCCGCCCCUCCAGGCGGCUCUACUCGCACCGAACGACCAACAAACAAUUUAGCUGCUAGCUUGGCAGGACAAACGCCGAAUCCAUCCGGAGGACCAACACCCCCUCGUGUGCAAAUUCCAACAUCUCCCGUCUCUACACCAUCAGUUGGUGGUGUCCCUUUGCUUGCUUCUGCACUUCCUGACGGGCUUGGUGGUCUUGGGAUUACUGACCAAAAGAAAGAUGAUAAGAAAAAGGAGGAAACUCGUGCGGAUUUGUCUUCGCAGCAAGCGGUUGCGGUGCUUGGAAUUGCUAUUAUUGCCAUGGGUGAAGAAGUUGGUACCCAAAUGGCGCUUCGGAUGUUUUCGCAUUUGUUUAGGUAUGGAGAACCAGUGAUUCGUCGAGCUGUACCUUUAGCUCUUGGAUUGAUCUCGGUUUCAAAUCCCCAGUUGACCAUUUUGGAAACACUUGGCAAAUUCAGUCACGACUCGGAUUCCGAAACGGCCCAUAACGCCAUUUUUGCUAUGGGUCUUAUUGGUGCUGGUACAAACAACGCUCGACUUGUCACGAUGCUUCGCCAGCUUGCUAGCUUCCACAACAAAGAUCCAUACUCGCUCAUGCUUGUUCGCCUUGCGCAAGGCUUAACACAUCUUGGCAAAGGGACGUUGACGUUGAAUCCAUGGCACUCGGAUCGGCAGCUUCUCUGUCCAUCGGCGGUGGCUGCUCUUUUCUCAACAUGCUUUUUCUUCCUUGAUGCCAACAACACCGUGCUCUCCAAUCGCCAGCAUUACCUUUUGUAUGUGUUGGUUUCGGCCAUGCAGCCACGUAUGUUGGUAACGUUGAUGGAAGAUGAGAAGAGGCCCGGGCACCUCAAGCAAAUUCCAGUGACCGUGAGGGUGGGACAGGCUGUGGAUGUUGUUGCACAAGCAGGCAAACCAAAGACAAUUACGGGCUUCCAAACGCACACGACACCCGUUUUGCUUGCAUUCGGAGAACGAGCUGAACUUGCAAAUGAAGAAUACAUUUCCUACACUCCUCAUCUCGAGGGUUUGGUCAUCCUUCGAAAGAAUCCAGAGUACGAAGCCAUGCAGCAAGCAACCUCCAAGAAA